AUCUCCAGUCAUGAGAACGUUAUCAUGACGUAGCACGUUUCAUUUUUAGGGUGGAUUAUCCCUCAGGUCACUGCGGUAACGUUAAUGUAGCUAGCUUGUCCACUGCAGCCUCGGCUGAGUCUCUUGCGAAAUGUAGGUGAAUGUUAACGAUCAAGUUCUUGUCCAGCUAACUAGAUAAAGUAACAUUAGCCAAGUAUUUUCCCUGAAGGUUGAUCUAACAAGUAGGUAAGUGCAAUGUCUCUGGUUUUCACGCGACCUAACCCCAACGCUAUUGGCAAGAAAGACAAAAGACUCAUGGCGGAGGUAAACGCCAGUCCGCUCAAGCACUUUGUCACGGCCAAGAAGAAAAUCAACGGCAUCUUCGAGCAGCUGGCUGCAUACAUCAAAGAAAGCUCCUACUUUCUGGAAGACACAUAUAGGAAUGAGGAGCUGGACCCAGUCACUACAGAGGAGCAGGUUCAGGAGGUGCACGGUUACCUGUCAAAGGUGGCAGGGAUCGGAGAGGUGCUGGCACGCAGACACAUGAAGUGUGUCUUCUUCGGAAGGACAAGUAACGGGAAGAGCUCGGUGAUCAACGCCAUGCUAUGUGAUAAGGUGCUCCCCUCUGGGAUAGGACAUACCACCAACUGUUUCCUGCAGGUGGAGGGGACCGACGGCAACGAGUCCUUCCUGCUCACAGAGGGAUCAGAGGAGAAGAAGAGCAUCAAAACGGUGAACCAGCUAGCUCAUGCUCUACAUCAGGAUGAGGACCUGGAUGCAGGAAGCCUGGUGUGUGUCAUGUGGCCCAAAGUCAAGUGUGCCCUGCUUAGGGACGACCUGGUGCUGGUGGACAGCCCCGGUAUUGACGUCACGACAGAGCUGGACAGCUGGAUCGACAAGUUCUGCCUGGACGCCGACGUCUUUGUCCUGGUGGCAAACUCUGAGUCCACUCUGAUGCAGACGGAGAAGUCAUUCUUCCACAAGGUCAACGAGCGUCUCUCCAGUCCAAACAUCUUCAUCUUAAACAACCGCUGGGAUGCCUCUGCCUCGGAGCCGGAGUAUAUGGAGGAGGUGAGGAGGCAGCACAUGGACCGCUGCAGCAGUUUCCUGGUGGACGAGCUGGGCGUGGUUGACCGGGCCCAGGCCAGCGACCGCAUCUUCUUUGUGUCUGCAAAGGAGGUCCUACAGGCCCGUGUUCAGAAGGCCCAGGGGAUGCCAGAAGCGGGUGGUGCUCUGGCCGAGGGAUUCCAGGCCAGGAUGUUUGAGUUCCAGAACUUUGAGAGGCGCUUCGAGGAGUGUAUCUCUCAGUCUGCGGUGAAGACCAAGUUUGAGCAGCACACUGUGAGGGCCAAGCAGAUCUCGGAGACCCUACGGCUCAUCAUGGACUCGGUGCACGUGGCGGCUCAGGAGCAGAGGAUUCACUGCCUAGAAACCAGGGAGGAGCGCCAGGACCGCAUGGAGUUCAUCGACAAACAGCUGGACCUGCUGACUCUGGACUGCAAGAGCAAGAUCAAGAAGAUCACAGAGGAAGUAGAGCGACAGGUGUCCAACGCCAUGGCAGAAGAGAUCAGGCGACUCUUUGUGCUGGUGGAUGACUUCCACAUGGACUUCCAUCCUUCUCAGGUGGUGCUCAAGGUGUACAAGAACGAGCUCCACAGGCACAUUGAGGAGGGCCUGGGCAGGAACAUGUCUGAGAGGUGUUCCACAGCCAUCACCGCCGCCCUGCAGUCCACCCAGACAGAGAUGAUCGAUGGUCUGAAGCCCCUGCUGCCGGGGCCGGUCCAGGAGCAGGUGGACAAACUGGUGCCGCGGCAGCAGAUCUUCACCCUCAGCUACGACCUGGCCUGCGACAAGUUGUGCAGUGACUUCCAGGAGGACAUUGGCUUCCACUUCUCCCUGGGCUGGACCAUGCUGGUCAACCGCUUUCUGGGACCCAAGAACACACGACGUGCCCUCAUGGGCUACAACGACCAGGUUCCUCGGCCCAUGGCCCUCACCCCGGUCAGCACCAGCAUGCCCCCGUUCCCCCAGAACUCCAUGACCCAGGAGGAGCUGAUGGUCUCCAUGGUGACCGGCCUGGCCUCCCUCACCUCCCGUACAUCCAUGGGCAUCAUAGUCGUCGGUGGCGUGAUCUGGAAGGCAGUGGGCUGGCGUCUGAUUGCCCUUUCGGUAGGGUUGUACGGCCUGCUGUACGUGUACGAGCGCCUCACUUGGACCACCAAGGCCAAGGAGAGGGCCUUCAAGCGCCAGUUUGUGGACUACGCCAGCGAGAAGCUGCAGCUCAUCGUCAGCUACACCGGCUCCAACUGCAGCCACCAGGUUCAGCAGGAGCUGGCCGGCACCUUUGCUCAGCUGUGUCAGCAGGUGGACGUGACGCGGCAGAACUUGGAGGAUGAGAUCACAGACAUGAACACGAAGAUCGAGCUGCUGGAUGCGCUGCAGAGCAAGGCCAAACUGCUCCGGAAUAAGGCUGGCUGGCUGGACAGUGAGUUGAACAUGUUCACCCAGCAGUACUUGCAGCAGGGCCGGUAGAAGUGACCACUGACCGACCGUGAGGUGAACCGUGGAGAGAACGUUGACUGUGAAAAGACCAAGGCUGUCCUGUGUUAACCAGAGGGGGAGAGUCCUCACUACCUAGACAAUGGGGUCGGGGUCAAUUUGGUUUUCAAUGUGGUCAAAUCAGGAAGUGAACUGAAAUUCAAUGGAUGAAUUUGAAAAUGUCAUAUUGUAAAAAAAAAUACUUUCAAAAAAGUGGAAUGGCUUGAAAAUUAAUUGACACUCAACCCUGCUAGACAUGGACAGCUCCCUCAAAUCAUUCACUCUCUCCUUUAGGACAUUUUAGAAUAUUUUUUUGGCGCUCACAUUCAUUUAAAGAUAACAUCUUUUAUCAGUGCAUUUUAUGGAAGAUAAAUUUAUUUGAUACCAAGUACAGCCAUAUGAUAUGUAGUCAUGUGUUGCAAAAGAGGUUGCAUAUCGUUUGUGUACUUGAUUUGACGUUACAUGCCUUUUGAACACGGAAGAUUAAGUGCCACCCUGAAAUAAUGGCAAUCUGAAGAUGGUCACGAAAAAAAACCUUUGUGUUGUAAAUACCAGGGAACAUCCAAAAAGUGUAGCAGAAAUGCAAAGUGAUUUAUUCCUAUAAGCUUACUGCACCACGGUGUGGUGGUAACUCUAUAUUCAGACUAUGAAAUGACACUGGCUAUAUGAAACACUGGCUAUAUGAAACAGAGUAGACUAGCAUUCUAGGUGAUGGAGACGUUAGGCCGUUCUGAAUGCACUCGCAUGCCUUGGGGUCGUGCACUGUAUUAUGUCAUUCUUGCUUUCUUUGAUUUGUCUUCUGCUCCAUGUAAAUCAAUGUUGGACAGAGUGGAUCACGCUCUGUCCGAGCUGUUGCCUGUAGCAAUUCAGCGAUCAUUGUUGAGAAGUCGUAGCUGUUUAGACUGCUUGUUUAGUGCUAAGACACUAAACAAUCCUUUUGGGCUUUAUAAUCAUUUACAAACAGGCUUCUAUUUAAAAUGACAAAAAAAAUGCUAAUAAACUACAAGUAAGGAUCUUUUUAAAAAGAACUUGCAGUGUGUGGUCCAUGACCCUGUGCUUUUUCAUCGUAGCGACUCUAAAGGAUCGUUAUAGUGGAAACAUCACCGUUAUUUAUCAUGAUCAAACCUCUGCACCCCAAAGCCUUGCUUCUCAGUAGGUGAGAUUUUAGAUUGUGAAAGCUACAUGUACUUGCUAUGUUGGCAUAUUGCUUUUCUUUUUUUUCUUUUUUAAAUAUGAUAUUCAGGCAUUAGCACUAUCAUUUGAAAGGCCUAUUUAUGACUUGUAAAUGUCUCUCGACCUUAAUGUCUCUGAAUAGUGUCACUAAUGGCAGUUGUCCUUCAGGUGUAUGUCUGGCUGUGUGUUUGCUUUGGGUCGUGGUUGUGCCAAGGCAGUUGGAAAGUGGUCUGGAAAGUUCUGAAUGAAAAUGUGCACUUUAUACUUUGCUGCUUCUGUUUAAUUUUUUGUACUUGACAAUUUGGCUUUUAGUUUAUUUUCCCCCUAGUUACAAAGCAAAUACAAUGUUGGAUAGAUGUUUGAGGUAGAUUGUAAUGUGUAAACUUGCAUGCAGUGACUGUUUGUAAUUUUGUUGUCAUGUUAACCAUUAAUGUAAAAAGGUACAGUUAAGUGCAUUAAAGAAGUGUUGAUGAAGAAGAA
Messenger RNA from Salmo salar (Atlantic salmon), 4170 nucleotides. RefSeq names its product mitofusin 2 (gene mfn2). Gene Ontology annotation, cellular component: mitochondrial outer membrane. The record is from RefSeq and is a predicted model, not a curated record. Lineage: Eukaryota; Metazoa; Chordata; Actinopteri; Salmoniformes; Salmonidae. Gene Ontology annotation, biological process: mitochondrion localization; mitochondrial fusion. Gene Ontology annotation, molecular function: GTP binding; GTPase activity.